Molecule: messenger RNA, 2346 nt
Organism: Lottia gigantea (owl limpet)
Lineage: Eukaryota; Metazoa; Mollusca; Gastropoda; Lottiidae
Exons: 1
Coding region: 1-2346 (781 amino acids)
Source: RefSeq, a predicted model, not a curated record
AUGUCUGAUUUCUGUUGUUGCAUGUGUACAUAUACAUCCACUUCUAUGAUCGAAUUCAAGGCUCAUUUCAUUCGUUACCAUAGGAAUGAUCCAAAUUUCCUGGUUGCAUGUUGUUUCAAUGGCUGUGGUUUUUCUACUAAAAGGUGGGGUACAUUUCGAGUCCAUUAUCAUCGCAAACAUGGCAACACUAACAAUAAUAAUGCUAAUGCCCGGGAUAUUGUGCAAAAUGAUCACGGUGACGUAGAUGAUGAAUCAGCCGAUGAAAUAUGGCAAGAGGAGCAGGCGACCCCCUUUGUAGAUGUACAAAAAAUUAAUGCUCAGUUCACUUUGGCAUUGGAAACGAAGAAUCAACUAUCUAAAGCUUCGGUUGAUCGUGCCGUGAUAUCAUCCAGUCAUUUAUUAACCGACCAUUUAAAUAAUUAUAAGGUAGUCAUACAAACUCAUUUGCAACAAGAAGGAAUUGAUGCUUCUUUUCUCAAUAAUGUACAUUAUUCUCCAGGUUUAGAGGCUCUAUCGUCUAGCAAACAGAGAUAUAAUUAUUAUUUCAAACACAUGGUAACUUAUGUUAAACCUGAGGAACUCUUGUUAGGAAAACGGAGAAGAGUCGUAAAGGGUGUUAUCAAAACAAUAUCAGAUUUCGGGUACAUAGUUCCGUUCAAAAAGAAUUUAGAAAAUCUUUUGAAUAUGCCUGAAAUGUUUAAUUUCAUUAAAACGCCACAUAAGUCUCCCGAUGAUUUUGUGCACGAUGUAUGCGACGGGGAAUACAUACAAGGCAACACAUUGUUUAAUGAUCACCCGAGUGCCAUUCAGAUAGCUUUAAGCACCGAUGACCUUGAAAUUGUCAAUCCUCUUGGCACAAAUAUAAAGAAACACAAGAUCUCUUUAUACUACUUUUCUAUACUAAAUAUCCCUCCUCAAUUUAGAUCCAGGAUCAACUCAAUUCAACUUCUCGCUAUAGCUAAAAGCAAACUAGUUAAGUUCCACGGCGCCACCAAAUUGUUGUUAAAUGACUUCAUAAGUACUGUUAACCAAAUGUCCACUUCUGGAUUACGUUUGAUCAUAAACAGAGAAGAAAGGGUCAUUUUUGGGACUCUCGUCCUCGUGUCGGCGGAUACACUGGCAGCUCAUGAGUUAGGUCAAUUUAAAGAGGGCGUAGCUUUUGCAUUGAAGUGCUGCAGGCAUUGUAACAUUGAAACUGAAUUUCUCCGUACAACAAUCACUGAGUCCGAGUGCCAUUUACGAGAUACAAUCACACAUAGGGACAGGUGUGUUCAGUUGGAUUCUUUGAAUGGAAAAACAAAAACAUAUUGGAGUAAAAUCUGGGGAAUUAAUGGAACGAGCUGUUUACUAGAUAUAAAUAAUUUUGAAUUCAUUUGGGGUCUAGCCCAAGACCCAAUGCACGUACUUCUAGAAGGUGUCGUGCCAUAUUAUAUGGCCCUGGCUUUAUAUAACUUCAUAUAUGUCGGAAACUUCUUAACUUUGAAUCAGCUUAACAGUAAAUUGUCUACAUUUGAAUAUUCUCAUUUGCACAAUUCAACAAAACCCUGUCAAAUAGAGAAGCAUCAUUUGGACACAAAACUAGCUCUUAAACAAACAUCGUCGUGUAUGUUAACUCUCUGUGAAACGUUACCAAUUAUAAUAGGUCAUUAUAUUCCGGAAAGGAAUCGGAUUUGGGUAAAUUUACUGCGCCUUAUCCAAGUUGUAAUGCUCUGCUCGUCUCCGUAUUGUUCAACGGAGACACCAAAUGUCCUUAGACUGUUAAUAGUAGAAUUUUUAAGCGAAUUUAAAGAACUACAUGGACGAGCACCAUUUAUUCCCAAAAUGCAUUAUAUGCUGCAUUUUCCUAAACAAAUGCGCCAUUAUGGACCACUUCGUCACCACUGGUGCAUGCGAUAUGAGGCCAAACACACCGCUUUUACACAAAGAAAACACAAAAACUUCAAAAACUUGCCAUUUUCUCUGAUUCACCAACACCAGUUGUUUAUGUGCUAUGUCCAGAGUGGCAGUAAUAUUGGGAGACCAGAUAAUUUCCUUUAUGAAGGAGAUAUUGUAGGUAAUGGUGAUAUUUUCAAACUGGCUGAUAAAUAUCCCAAUUUUAUUGACAGAUUUGAUCACAAUGAGACACUUGCCUUCAGUACAAAUAAAGUUAAAAUACAUGGUUUAGAUUAUGCAGUUAAUUCAUGCUCACUAGUAUAUGAAUAUGAUGAAUAUGACAUUCCACGUUUUGGAAUAGUUUCUGAUAUUUUGGUUAUCAAUCACAUAAAAUACUUUGUACUUGAAAUUGCCAGCUCAUUCCUCAACCAGCAUAUAGCGUGCUACAUCUUCAGAAAAAAUGGAUGUUUUUGA